CGGAGAGCCGGCAGCCGCGCAGCCGCCGCUGCAUGCCAUGGCUGUCGCCUACCUGCUGGGCAACAGCUCCGCGCCGCUCCUCGCCGGCGCCCUGGAGGUCCCCUUCGCCGCCAACGCCUCCGCCUGCCGCCCCGCUUGGCCGCCCUGCGCGGCCGCGCCGCCGGGAGCCUGGGGCAACGGAUCGGCGGGCUGGAACCGCUCCGAGCCCUGCGGCGGCGGCAACGACAGCGCGGGCGGCGGCGGACCCUGCGCGCCCACGGGCGGCGGCCCCUCCGUGGUCACGGCCAUCGCCAUCAUGGCACUCUACUCCGUGGUCUGCGUCGUGGGGCUCUUCGGCAACUUCUUGGUCAUGUAUGUCAUCGUCAGGUACACAAAAAUGAAGACUGCCACCAAUAUCUAUAUUUUCAAUCUUGCAUUGGCAGAUGCCCUAGCAACAAGUACUCUGCCAUUCCAGAGUGUGAAUUACUUGAUGGGAACAUGGCCGUUUGGUACCAUCCUUUGUAAGAUCGUUAUAUCCAUAGACUACUACAAUAUGUUCACUAGUAUCUUUACACUCUGCACCAUGAGUGUGGAUCGCUACAUAGCUGUUUGCCACCCAGUUAAGGCCCUUGAUUUUCGUACCCCCAGAAAUGCAAAAAUUGUCAACAUCUGCAACUGGAUUCUUUCUUCUGCCAUCGGCCUGCCAGUUAUGUUCAUGGCAACUACUAAAUACAGGCAUGGCUCUAUUGACUGCACACUUACAUUUUCCCACCCUGCGUGGUACUGGGAGAACCUCCUGAAAAUCUGUGUGUUCAUUUUUGCCUUCAUCAUGCCAGUCCUGAUCAUUACAGUGUGCUAUGGGCUGAUGAUCUUACGCCUAAAGAGCGUUCGCAUGUUAUCUGGCUCCAAAGAGAAGGACAGGAACCUGCGGAGAAUUACAAGGAUGGUUCUUGUAGUGGUGGCAGUGUUCAUCGUCUGCUGGACUCCCAUCCACAUCUAUGUCAUCAUUAAGGCCCUGGUCAACAUCCCAGAAACUACCUUCCAGACUGUCUCCUGGCACUUCUGUAUUGCUCUAGGGUAUACAAAUAGCUGCCUUAAUCCAGUCCUUUAUGCAUUUCUAGAUGAGAAUUUCAAAAGGUGUUUCAGAGAGUUCUGCAUCCCCACUUCCUCAACCAUUGAGCAGCAAAACUCCACCCGAGUCCGACAAAACACUCGUGACCAUGCUUCCACUGCCAACACUGUGGACAGGACUAACCAUCAGUUGGAACUUCAAGAAGCUGAAACUACUCCACUGCCGUGACAGGCUCUCCUGCCGCAUAGCUCUCAAAGCAAUUGCACACCAGUGCCAUGGUGUGUCUGGGCAGUAUGUGAUGGGAAUGUGUACGAUAACGCUUUCCCUCAAAAAAAUACCACAGAGGAAAGUGCCUGCUUUCACUGUCUGUCAAAAUUUGCUUCUGCAGCACUUCUACAUUAAGCGUAACAGAAGCAUGAAACUUAACAGCCUGCAGAGCCAAGGGGUACGGGGUCUUGCCAGGCUGCAGUGUUCAAAAGAGUCAUGUUUACCAGGAAUACAUACAUUAGCCUCAAACAAAGCUACUGUACCUAUAGCAAUCUGACAUGCUCUUGACAAGUUACAGUGGUGUUAAACAGGUUGGAAAUGAAAAUUCAAAGGCUAGGCAACUAUAGUUUGACUAAUGAAUGUGAGUUUUUAAUGAUGGGAACUACCGCAAAAUGAAGUUGAAAUACUAUUGCGUACUUGAUUUACUCUUAAAGUUUAUUUGUAGAGGUGUUUACCGUGCAGGUUAUUUUUGUGUGCUGGUCUCCCAAGAUCAUCCAGAACAACAUAUUUGUAGUUCAAGAACUCUUCUCAUACAAGGAGUGCAUGCCCCACAAUUCCAAAGGGAAAAUACUCCUUUCAGUGCUCAUUUAACAAAAAACAAAACUCCAAGCUUCACCUUCUGCUUCUCUUUCUCAUGGGAAAAACAGACUUUAAAAUCAAAACAAUGAGCUAUUGCUUCUUCUAAAAUAGAUGAGUAAAUGGAACUAUUCCAUGUUACUAUUAGUUGUCAAAUGAUCCCCAAAACAGCACAGACUCUAUUAACAUAAAUUCCUUUGUGAAUAGAAAUCUAGCCAUAAGCCUAUUACGGCUAGCACAGGCUGAUGAUGACUUCUCUUUCAAGUAGUUUGUCAAAUUUCAGCUGCCCUAUCAGCACCAUUUUGAACUUGUAAGUUAUCAACAGUCUCUGUGUGAAGUGCUUGGAGCAGUUAAUGCAUUAGACCUUUUUUUUUUUUAAAGAAAAAAACCCUACAUUUUGCUAGACAUCUAUUUUUUCUUAACCAAACUCUUAAUACGUUUGGUUUUCUAACAUAAUACAGUCUGCUUCUCCAUUUUGUAUUAGCUGCUGAAACACAGAUUUAUGAAAGAAACAUUGUACUGAAAUAAAUGCCACCUUAGCUCUUUUCUAGUAUGAAAAAUAGAAACAUCCAUGUAGAUAAUUUGUGGUGCAAUGGUAUUUUCUAGCCAUUCUUUGUUACUUGCUUUGUAAAUAAAUCAUCAGUAAGUUAACCAGGGGAAAAUGUACUUUGAUGCAUUUAAGUGUAUUCUAAAAUAAAACUGUAUGGAACAAGGUUGUGGGGUUUUUUUUCUUUUUAUUUCUGCAGCUACGCUGUAUUUCUAAUUUUAAUUGUUACAAUCUAUGGAACAAUAUGCUUUUAAUGUGAAAUUGUUUGCUUCUGCUGUGGACUAUGUAAUAAAGAUUGAAGGCCAAAUACUUGCAAGUUGUAAAUAAAAGUAGUAUUUGAGUUUCA
Messenger RNA from Apus apus (common swift), 2787 nucleotides. RefSeq names its product opioid receptor mu 1 (gene OPRM1). Gene Ontology annotation, biological process: sensory perception of pain; neuropeptide signaling pathway; G protein-coupled opioid receptor signaling pathway. The transcript has 4 exons. Lineage: Eukaryota; Metazoa; Chordata; Aves; Apodiformes; Apodidae. Gene Ontology annotation, molecular function: morphine receptor activity; neuropeptide binding; beta-endorphin receptor activity. Gene Ontology annotation, cellular component: membrane; neuron projection. The record is from RefSeq and is a predicted model, not a curated record. The coding region runs from base 38 to 1279 and encodes 413 amino acids.